Molecule: messenger RNA, 243 nt
Organism: Paracoccidioides lutzii Pb01
Exons: 2
Coding region: 1-243 (80 amino acids)
Source: RefSeq, a predicted model, not a curated record
AUGUCUCUAGUUUUCGACUAUCUUGCACGAAUAUCCAAAUCGUUGAAUGACCCCCCAGCUGAAAUCGACGUCCAUAAAGUCCACAGAGGAGCGAACCUGGCCCAUAUAUGGGCUUCCGGUUCCAGUCCCAUCCGGGACGACAGACGAGGAACAGUUAUGCUAGAUCCAACAUGUAUACAUAAUCCACAUGAAAGCCUCUCCGCAUUAUGGCGAUUAAUUGUGGUGUGGCUGAAAUCCAAUUAA